UUGAACCGUCGUGGAAUACAGACUUGUAAAGUCAAACCUUCCUUGCCGUGUCGCUGAAGAGUGUCAGUCUAUCUGAUUGAGAAAAAAAAAGCAGCCAUUAGUCACAGUUGUUUCAAUCAUCAGUGGUGUGAGGUGGUCCCGGAUCAGUGUGCUCUCUGUCUAUCUGUGCGGCUCCUCCGGCUCGGUGUGUAAAUCGUAGCAAAGAAAACGGAUUGAAUCCCCUCGCGGAACCCAUAGAAGAAGAUUGUUGAAAAAAAAAAAUCGCGUUUCGGAACAAACGGCACAGCGCGGGUCGCCAAAAAGCAAGUGAUUUUUGCUAGCGGGUGUGAAUUUCGGUUCUGUGUGAUCCGUUGAGAAGCGGCGAAAGCAGCAGCAGAUCUUGAUUCGCACAAGUUCCGGAAGCAGCGGAAGCUUGGUGACACAUUUUUCUCUCGUUACCGGAAAGGUUACAAACUAGUUAAAACACAAAAAUGGCCGAUCAACUUACAGAGGAACAGAUCGCCGAGUUCAAAGAAGCGUUCUCGCUGUUCGACAAAGACGGUGACGGCACAAUCACAACCAAGGAACUGGGAACCGUGAUGCGAUCGUUAGGCCAGAACCCCACAGAAGCAGAACUGCAAGACAUGAUAAACGAAGUCGACGCGGACGGCAACGGCACGAUCGAUUUCCCCGAGUUUCUGACCAUGAUGGCUCGCAAAAUGAAGGAUACCGAUAGCGAAGAGGAAAUCCGGGAGGCGUUCCGAGUCUUCGACAAGGACGGCAACGGUUUCAUCUCGGCAGCUGAGCUGCGUCAUGUCAUGACCAAUCUCGGCGAGAAGCUAACGGACGAGGAAGUGGAUGAGAUGAUCCGUGAAGCCGACAUAGAUGGCGAUGGCCAAGUUAAUUAUGAAGAAUUCGUAACAAUGAUGACAUCGAAGUGAGCUACAGGUCGAAAAAUUAUUGCGCCUUUCUAUUAUUAUUUGUUUAUAAAGAAGACUGUAGCCACGCGCAACACCAGCUGCGCAACGCUAUUGCUAUGGAUUUAAAAAGAGUAACAAAAAAAAGAGUAAAAAGAGAAAAAAGUAAAAGUAAAAAUUAACAUUAAAUUAAAUUUAAACAGAAGAAAAAAAACCGGAGGAAGCAAACACAGAAGUGAAAAAGGACAAAAAAUAAUGCAAAAAAAAACAAACACACACACAGUAAGGAGAAAAUAACUUAAAUUAAUUGUAACAACACAAUUUUAAAUAAGAUAAAUAAAAAAGGAAGAAAGAAAAGAAAAUACAUUAAUUAAAGUUAAUCACUAUCCUUAAUCUAUUUGUGUAAAUUUUUGUAAAAAUAAAAUAUAAAUAUAAAUUUAAAAAAAGGAACCGGAGAAAGGCAAACACGAGAGCGCGAGAGAGGAGGAGGACACAGGAGACAAGGAAAAGGAAAGAGUUAGGACGAACCGACCGUACGGGACGGGACGACGAACAGGAGACGAAGACGGGACAAAGGGACACGAAAUGUUGUUUGGUUAGGUUGGCAGGGGAAAGGAAAGGGUUUGUGCGCAGACAGCGGGACAGGAGGGGGGGAUAGAAGAGGAACUGUGGAGGGGGGGAAGGGGGAAGCGAGUGCACGAGUGUCAGGCUGUUAUUCCACGACGUCAUCAAAUUGUGUGACACUGCUUGCAUGUGGCGGCGCGCGGCACAGAAACGACGAAACGACCAGCACGACGGGAGAAAACGAAUACGGUUAGGUUGAGGGACGGACAGAGCGAGACGACGAGACGCGGACGGAACGAAACCGGUCACAAAUUCCCAAGAGCAGAGCAACAACAAAAAUCCACGACCACCACACCACCACAGUACUUUUUUUCGAACUAAAUAAAGCAGAACAAUUGGAAAGAACUUUGUGUCCGGUUCCCGGGGCACGGGAACCGAAAGUGAGGUUAGGGAUUUUUUCUUGCAGCGCGAAAGGGAAGGAUUUAGAUUUUGAGAAAGCAGCAAAACAAACAUGAUGAAACAUUUCCCACUUUUUAAAAUAAUAAAACUGAACUUACGUUACUUCGUUCGAAAAUGAACCAUAACAAAUGAAA
Molecule: messenger RNA, 2053 nt
Organism: Ochlerotatus camptorhynchus
Lineage: Eukaryota; Metazoa; Arthropoda; Insecta; Diptera; Culicidae
Product: calmodulin
Exons: 4
Coding region: 471-920 (149 amino acids)
Molecular function (GO): calcium ion binding; enzyme regulator activity
Source: RefSeq, a predicted model, not a curated record